GGCUUGAGCCAAUCGGAAGCCGCCUCCUCGCUGGGACGGGGGAUGGCUGCGUGUUUCCGGAAGACGUGGCGGCUGUCUCUUGGGCUGUUUCCCGGCUUCACACUCGCAUCUUUGCUUCACGCCCUGGGCUUCUCGAGGAGCGGACCUCAUCCCAGCCGGGACCCCAGCAGCCAUGAUCUCCUUAACGGACACCCAGAAAAUUGGCAUGGGAUUAACAGGAUUUGGAGUGUUUUUCCUGUUCUUUGGAAUGAUUCUCUUUUUUGACAAAGCACUACUGGCUAUUGGAAAUGUUUUAUUUGUGGCUGGCUUGGCUUUUGUAAUUGGUUUAGAAAGAACAUUCAGAUUCUUCUUUCAAAAACAUAAAAUGAAAGCCACAGGAUUUUUCCUGGGUGGUGUAUUUGUAGUCCUUGUUGGUUGGCCUUUGAUAGGUAUGAUCUUCGAAAUUUAUGGAUUCUUUCUUUUGUUCAGGGGCUUCUUUCCUGUGGUCGUUGGCUUCAUCAGAAGAGUGCCAGUCCUUGGGUCCAUCUUGAAUUUGCCCGGCAUUAGAUCAACUACAUAGGCCCAGAAGAGAUCCACAGUCAUGUUUGUAGAUAAAGUUGGAGAAAGCAACAAUAUGGUAUAACAACGGUCCAUUGAAGACUCAUUUAAAAUAUUGUAUUAUUUAUAAAAUCUUUUGAAGAAUAUCCAGGACAGAUUAAAUUACAUGAAAUAGCUUGUAAUGUUCUUUACAGACAUUUAAAAUCUAUACCUACAAAGUACCAACAACAGUUAACAAGGAAGCAAUGACAACAGGCUUCUAAUCAGGUGUUGUAAGAAGUCAGCAAGCAAACUGAAGAAGGUGAAAUCUGUUACAAUGCAUAUUGAAACUCUUGAAGGUGAUUUUUAUUGUUUUUCCACAAAGUGCGAAACAACCAUCUUCAAAGAUGUAUGGUGCCUGGUUCCUUUUUUUUUUUAAUUAUUAUUUUGAAGAUUCAGGGGCACCCAUAGGCAUUUGCUUCUUAGAAAUGCCCACUGCAACUGGGAAAGUAUUUCCACUUGCACCGUGUCUCCAAAAAUGAUGCAUGAAUUAGAUUGGAUUAUGUCAUGUCAUUUUAAUGUAUUCAAACCUAGGAAACCCCAGUUUUGAUGAAUGAUCACUUUUUUUGGUAAACAUGGUGAAGGUAAAACUUUUGCCAGUCUUCUGAGUCUUAAUAUUUUAAAGCCAGAUGAAAAUAUGAAUUAGAUGUUCUCUGUUGGAAUAUGCAAAGGUCAUUAUUACUAGCUUUUAGUUUCUAAAUUAUAGCUGACUAAGCAUUUCUUUGGUCAGCAGCACACUCUGGAAAUACUCUUACUUCUUGGGAGUCUUAAGACUGUAUUUAUAUCAUUUGUUACAUAUAGCCAUUUAACAAAAAGUAUUCUUGACCAUGAAGUAGUCUGUUACGUAGUUUGUUUCAUUGAAUAGGGUAUUAUUUAAAACAUUAAUUGCAAACCAAAAGGAUUUUCCUGUCAUAUGUAGAUUUUUUUUUCCUUCUAUUUAAAAAAAUUAGCAGUGGUUUAUUAUGUUUUUUACAAACUAAAAUAACUAACUUGGUAAAGUUUACUUUAAAACACAACAUGUUAAAAGGUUUAACUUACGGCUAUUUUUUAAGGGCUAUCCAUGUAAGCUGAGUAUCCCCUUAUUUUCAGCUUUUUCAUAACAAAAAUCAAUAGGUAUGCUUCACAUGAUCACUCUUCAUCUUAAGUCACAGAGGAAAUAUCUGAGUUCACAUGCUGAGGCUGUUUUACUAUAAUUAAACUGGUUGUUAUUUCUUAAAAAUAUGACACUAAAGAAAUGAUGUGUUGUUCUUUUCUACCGUUGCUGCUUGACGGGCAGAAAGAAACUGGCUGUUUCUUCAUUAGUAGUUUUCCACGGUGGCAACUUUUGUGGUGGAUGAAGGGACACAUUUCAGCAGCCAUAGAACUAUCUGUUUUGCCACUAAUGAGUGCACUACUAAUAUUUACUUUUUUUUUUAAUGUUAAAGCUUUUUAAUACAUGAAAUCAUAAUUGAAAUUUGUGGGUUUUAUUUGCAAACAUGUCUACAAAAUAUUACAGCUCAUUUUACUUUUAGUGAAAUCUUUUGAUGCACAGAGAACUCCCAAUCUAGCUCGAUGAAAGGAAGGCAGACUUGGUGUAUAAUCUAAUGGUUCAGUCUUGUGGAUUACUGUGUUUUUGGUACUGGCAUAUGAUUUAAGAUAUAAUCUGUGAAAUAAUAGGUGAUAUUGAUGAAAUAAGACUCCUACCUCAAUAGUUCAUGGAAUAUUAAGAGACUUAGUAUUGUGUCUAAUGUUCUUCAAAAAUAAAAUAAAAUCCUUACUUGGAGAGUGUCAAAUAUAUUUUGGGGAUUAACUUAUACAAGUUGCCCUGUAGGACUCUGUUAUACAUAUUUUUGACUGACCCAUACUAUUUACAAAGACUAGGUCAUUCUACUUUUUAGGGCAAAAAUAGUAUCUGUUAAUGUAAGGAACAUCUGUAUUAUUUAACUCUUUUGUGGACAUGAAUUUCUACCAAAAUGUUCUUUGCAAAGUAUCAGAGCUCUCUUUUUCAACAAUCUUAUUUCAGAAAGCAUUAUCAGACAGAAGUGUGUAAAGGAUUUAUUAAUCCGCUGGUCCUUAGUAAGAUUGAGAGGCUGGAGCAGUUUUUCAGUUUUAUAGAGUCCAUGUUUAAUCUCAAAUGUGAGUUUGGGACUGCAUGGCAGCAUUGUGUAUUUCUUAUUCAGAACCAUUGAGGAGUCCUUAUUUUUAAACAUACUAGUCCUCCAUUAUUUCAGUUUUCAGUUUUUCUAAACCAUGUUGUUUUUUCCUUUCCAAAAUUAGCCUUCUGUCCAAGAUUAUUGCUAUAAAGAUGGAGGAAAAGGUGUAAUUCUACUUAGCCUUAAGUGUAUCUGUCAUUGUUCAGAUGUAUUUUCUGUAACAGAAACCUAUUUGGAAUGUUUUUCUUUUCCCCUUAUAAAUUGUAAUUUCUGGAAUACUGCUGCUUUAAAAAAGUCUCACAGUCAGACUGUCUGAUCUAACCAUUGAAUAUUGUAAAUACACUUGUCUUAUCUCUCAAUAAAAGGAUACUUUUCUAUUAA
Pipistrellus kuhlii (Kuhl's pipistrelle) is the source of this 3089-nucleotide messenger RNA. It is a transcript of the gene GOLT1B, whose product is annotated as golgi transport 1B. Bases 173 to 559 code for a protein of 128 amino acids. Lineage: Eukaryota; Metazoa; Chordata; Mammalia; Chiroptera; Vespertilionidae. Gene Ontology annotation, biological process: endoplasmic reticulum to Golgi vesicle-mediated transport; retrograde transport, endosome to Golgi. The record is from RefSeq and is a predicted model, not a curated record. The transcript has 6 exons. Gene Ontology annotation, cellular component: membrane; endoplasmic reticulum.